AUGUCCUCCCGAUCGAUUCCGGCCACGGCGGCCAAUCUCAUUAAGACUAACCAACUGUGCAGGAGAUAUUAUAGUGUGGAAGUGUACGCACAGAUACAAGUGCACUCUCUAUUCCUUUUCCUUUUAAAAUCCGAUGGACACUUCGACAUGACCGGGGCGCAGGCUUUACAUGCUCUCCGAGGCACAGCGGUGGAACACCGCCAACUUCCCAACUCCGGGAUACUACUGAGAAUAUCU
Messenger RNA from Brenthis ino (lesser marbled fritillary), 237 nucleotides. The record is from the annotation of a GenBank genome assembly. Lineage: Eukaryota; Metazoa; Arthropoda; Insecta; Lepidoptera; Nymphalidae.